AUGGUCAAGGUUGGUAGAAUCAAGCUAGGUUCUCAAGGCUUGGAGGUCUCAGCACAAGGACUUGGGUGCAUGAGCAUGUCAGGUUUUUAUGGAGCCCCAAAACCCGAACCCGACAUGAUUGCCCUAAUCCAACAUGCUGUCCGGAGCGGUGUCACAUUUCUCGACACUUCUGAUGUCUAUGGCCCACACACCAAUGAAAUCCUUCUUGGAAAAGCUUUGAAGGGAGGCAUGAGGGAAAAUGUUGAAUUGGCCACCAAAUUUGGAACCAUCCUCGUCGGCGGCGACAAGGUAGAAGUUCGUGGGGAUCCACAAUACGUGAGAGCUGCUUGUGAAGAGAGCUUGAAGAGACUGCAAAUUCAUUGCAUUGAUCUCUAUUAUGUUCAUCGCAUUGACACUCGUCUACCCAUUGAACUUACGAUUGGAGAACUUAAGAAACUUGUUGAGGAGGGAAAAAUAAAAUACAUUGGCCUUUCUGAGGCCUCAGCUUCAACAAUCAGAAGAGCACAUGCUGUUCAUCCCAUAACAGCAGUCCAAGUUGAGUGGUCCUUAUGGUCAAGAGACGUUGAGGAAGAAAUAAUUCCAACUUGCAGGGAACUUGGUAUUGGAAUUGUUGCAUAUAGUCCUCUUGGACGAGGAUUCUUUUCAUCAGGAACCAAGUUAGUUGAAAACUUUACACAACACGAUGUUCGUCAGUACAUGUAUUUUACAUUAUUGCAGCAUUUUCCUAGAUUCCAACCAGAAAACCUGGAACAAAACAAGACUAUAUUUGAGAGGGUUAAUGAAAUGGCUACAAGAAAAGGAUGUACUCCAUCCCAGCUAGCAUUGGCAUGGGUUCACCACCAGGGAAAAAAUGUGUGCCCCAUACCCGGAACCACGAAAAUCGAGAACUUCAAUCAGAACAUCGGAGCAUUGUCGGUGAAGCUAACGCCGGAAGAAUUGGCCGAGCUGGAGUCUUUUGUGACCAGCGACGCCGUCAAGGGUGAUAGGUCCUAUGGGAUUGGAGUAACAACUUGGAAGGAAUCUGAUACUCCUUCACUUUCUUCUUGGAAAACUGCAUGA
Messenger RNA from Prosopis cineraria, 1059 nucleotides. Its product is annotated as probable aldo-keto reductase 2. The record is from RefSeq and is a predicted model, not a curated record. NCBI's taxonomy places the organism in Eukaryota, Viridiplantae, Streptophyta, Magnoliopsida, Fabales, Fabaceae. The transcript is spliced from 5 exons. Gene Ontology annotation, cellular component: cytoplasm. Bases 1 to 1059 code for a protein of 352 amino acids.